Molecule: messenger RNA, 1407 nt
Organism: Gloeophyllum trabeum ATCC 11539
Lineage: Eukaryota; Fungi; Basidiomycota; Agaricomycetes; Gloeophyllales; Gloeophyllaceae
Exons: 4
Coding region: 1-1407 (468 amino acids)
Source: RefSeq, a predicted model, not a curated record
AUGUUCGCUGUCUUCAACAUCAUGAAGAGGGCGUACGACGCUGACACCCCGAAGACCCCGUCAUUACAUGCCAGUCCUCGUGAGAAUCAAGGACAGGUUCCUACCAGACCGGUUGACCCCGUCCUUCUCCACAACUUCCUGGCGGAGACGCACCAAGUCGAAGGAUGUACGUGCCAGUUUUGCGGCAUGCGCAACGAGCAGGCUCGUUCCUCAAUAGAUACCCAAGCUACGGAAGAUACCACUCAUCAUGCUCACGUACCGAAUACAUCUGACGCUGAUACCACUCACACCGAUACCCAUUCUGGUCCGGAACCGGAUGCAGGAACUGCUACCCAUUUAACACCUGGGGUGCAACACAUUGAGGAUGGUUCAACCACUGCUGACGAAGCCGUGUCCCCGGUCAAUCUCGACACGGCUGAACCUCACUUCCCUUACACCGGAGAGAAUGUUCCGCUCUGUUCAUCCGCUCCUGUCACCCCCGAAGAGCCUCACAACGACAGCCCUUCCAUAGACGCGAACCACACUUCGCGCGACCGUACCAGCACUCGCGGGCGAACCACCCUAGGCCUAGGUCUCAUAUUCCCUCCAGGCCUCUCCCGAACCCCCGGCUCCUCUACACCCACACCCCCCGCCUUCCCUGAAUUCACCACCGCCCUCCCCGCGCAGCAUCCCGACAUUGUGCCAACGCCCCCACCGGUCAGCCUUAACAGCCCCCCGCCCCCUGCGCCCAACCCCGAGAACGACCACAGCAGCCGCAUCUACAGCCCCGACCCACAGGCAUACGUCCACCACGGCCGGCGGCACCCCAACUUCGGCGAAGCCGCCUAUCCCAACCCCCAUUUUGACCCGCUGUCCGACGCUGCACACGACCUCCCCAUCCCCUCCCGGCGCGCCCCCGCAAACGCCGACCUCUACACCCACCGCCGCCAUCCCUCUUCCCACCGCCGCCGCCGCCACCGCUCGCCUUCCUACGACCCCGCCGAGCCCCCGCCGCGCUACACCCAGCGCGACUACCGGCGCGCGCCGCUCUUCGCGCGGCGCGACAUGGACGCCUACCUGGACGCCGACCCCGCGGCCAUCGCGGAGGACCUUCCGCCGUACGCGACGCACGACCCGCUGCUCGUCCGGCACUACCGCCACCCGCCGUACAUCCCCGGCUUCCGGGACGACGCGCUCAUGGGCGGCGCGCGCUCGCGGUCCAGCAGCGGCUCGAGCGAGGGAGGCCGGGGCGGGCUCGUGGCGUCGUUGGCGAGGGGGGCGGCGAGGUUGUGUGCGUUUGUGAGCUCUGGGCGGGAGCCGGCGCCGAGGGGGUAUGGGGUUGAUAGGAGUGAUAGGGUCCCGUUGGAGGUUAUCAGACGGGAGUUGGUGCAGCAAGAGUGGCAGACCAUGGCUAUGGGGUUCUCGUAA